Mercenaria mercenaria is the source of this 9243-nucleotide messenger RNA. RefSeq lists its product as uncharacterized. The coding region runs from base 1139 to 6145 and encodes 1668 amino acids. The transcript has 42 exons. Gene Ontology annotation, molecular function: zinc ion binding; metallocarboxypeptidase activity. Gene Ontology annotation, biological process: proteolysis. Lineage: Eukaryota; Metazoa; Mollusca; Bivalvia; Venerida; Veneridae. The record is from RefSeq and is a predicted model, not a curated record.
UACACAUCAAAUACUAAUAAAUGAAGUGUUUAUUUAAUAUUGAUCCAAUAUUUACCAAUUUUGUAGAAAAGUAUCAAAAUUUUUAAAGUGAUCAUGAACUUUGUAAAUAUUUCAGCAAACACAUUUGGAUACAGAUACAAAAACUUGAAAAAUAUUUACGAUUUUAAGGUAUAAUUUGAUCCAAGAUUUUUACAACAGACUUUUAAGAAUCGAUACCAAUGUGAUAAAAACAAUGGAUUGAUGAAACAAAAUGAUAGUAUGGAUUUUAGAUACAUUUUUACUUUGUAGUAGACAGAAUAAAGUGUGACAUAUUUAGCCUGAAUUUGGCUCGGUCUUGACAUUUAAAUGAACUAAACAUAAAAUUUUGACAGGAGUAUUGAUGAAAAAUUGUGGGUUUGGACUAAAAUGUUGUAAUGCAGGUACAAAAAUUUAACAACGAAAGACCAGUUCUGUGUGCCAUUAAGCAAAGGAAUUAAAUGAUUGUGCUGAAAAUAAAGAUACUUUUGUGAUUGAAAGCAAAGUAAAUUUUUUGGUAUUCGGUAAAUGCAAUGCGGUUUAUUUUGAAAAAUCUUUUGAAGUACUCUAGUUAGCAAUGCAGAUAGUACAAAGUAGAUCUUUGAAAAUGAUUUAUUGUCUGUUUUUAUGGUGCUGUUCUAUUCUACUUAACUCUUUGACAUUUUACAAUCAAGUAUUGUUAGACCAUACUUCGGUAAACUUUUGAAAGUGAUUUGACCGUGGUUCACUUGGUAAAAUUGGGACAUAAUCAGUUAAAUCAUGUUUAGAAACAGCCAUAGGAUUAAAAGUUAAAACGUUUAAGAAGAGUGACUGUCGACACAUGCAGGUGAAGUAUUAAAACUGAAAUAACACUAUUAAAAAAAAGACAUUUUUUACGUUUUUGCUUGUGACUAUAGGACUAGAACUGUAUUAAGGUUUUGUAGUCCUAUGUGAUGGAUAUACGGACAAAAUUAGUAUGAGAAAUACACAUUUUAACAUUUUGGUAUUUACUCUUCAGGUGAACAAAAUAGUGUUUCCUAGUUAGUCACAACAUUUAUGCAUAAUUUGACAUUAAUAAACAAGAAAAACAUUUUUCUUAACAAAAUGGAAUUCAUCGCUUUGAGUUUGAACCAAGGUGCAAGUUAUGGUAAAUUCAGCAAAUAAGGAUUCCCGGCAGCUAGCCAGUAUGGACAAUACUCCUAAGCUGCCUCCGCUGGCAUGUGCACAGGUUUACUCAGAAAAUCCUUAUGAGAUUGACCUUUCGUUUAGAAGUUGUGAUAUUCUUGCUUUCAAAGAACAACAAAGGCGUCGUCGUAACCAAGGCUACAGAAGUACAUUCCAGUCUUACGCAGAAUGGGAGAAGAACUUCCCUUAUGUGUCUGUGUCAGAGAGUUCAGAGUCCUCAGAUUCAGACUCGGAUGAUAAGAAAGACAACAAGUUACAGGACCAGAUACAGAAAACAACACAGCUUGUAUUUGUAGAGAAAGAUGGCAAAGCUGUUGCCCAGUUGAAGGCCCCUAUCAACAGUCUGUUCCCUCGGGAGCUUGGGCCACAGCAGGCAGCAAGAUGGCCAGCAGACAUACAGGUUAUAGACCGAAGAAUAAAACAUAUUCCCUAUGUUCCAAAUGAACCCGAAGCAUUCUACAAAGUCACUGGACUUGAGAAAACUCCGAUGGUACGAGGGGAAGAGAGAGGUGGCAGACUGGUGUUCAUGUACGAGCCUCGAAGUACAUUUUUUGUGCGUUCACGUGUUGGUGGAAUCAGAACAGGGCCAGAGCAAUGUGCCGUCAGCAUAGAUCGCUCCGUCAAUGAUACAACAUUAAUAUUUGAGUCAAGAUUUGAAAGUGGCAAUCUAGCAAAGGCAAUACAAGUUGGGGAAUAUGAGUAUGAGCUGUGGUUGCGCUAUGACCUGUACACCAACAAACACACACAAUGGUUCUAUUUCUCUGUAUCAAAUACAAGACCUAAUGUAUCAUACAGAUUCUCUAUUGUCAACUUUAUGAAGCCUGACAGUCUGUAUAACUAUGGUAUGAAACCAUGUAUGUACAGCGAGAAAGACGCACUACAGAAGAAAAUUGGUUGGCGAAGACAUGGGACCAAUAUCAAAUACUACAGAAAUAAUAUCAAAUACGAAACUUCAAAAGGAGACAGACCAUUUUAUUCAUUAACAUGGAGUACAGAGUUUCCUCAUAAAGGGGACACAGUGUAUUUCUCUCAUUGUUUUCCAUAUACAUACACAGACUUACAAGACUAUUUGUUAGAUCUAUCCAAUGACCCAAUAAAGUCAAAGAUAUGUAAACAAAGAGUGCUAUGUAGAACUUUAGCAGGAAAUCUAGUCUAUUUGUUAACUAUAACUUCGCCAUCAACCAAUCCAGAGGAUAUUAAGCACAAGAAAGCAGUAGUAUUGACAGCGCGGGUACAUCCUGGGGAGAGUAACGCUAGCUGGAUGAUGAAAGGUUUCCUUGACUACCUCACCAGUAACUCAGCUGAUGCCAAGUUACUACGAGACACAUUCAUCUUCAAAAUCGUGCCAAUGUUGAAUCCUGACGGUGUUAUUGUCGGGAAUUAUCGGUGCUCCUUGGCUGGACGAGAUCUCAACCGGAACUAUAAAACAGUGCUCAAAGAUGCCUACCCCACUGUUUGGCACACCAAACAGAUGAUCAGGAGAUUAUUACAAGAACGUGAGAUUGUAGCAUACUGUGAUUUACACGGUCACAGCCGACGUCAGAAUGUGUUCAUAUAUGGCUGUGAAAACAGACAUAACCCAGAGAGGCGUCUACGGGAGAGAAUCUUUCCUUGUAUGCUGCAGAACAACUCACCAGAUAAGUUUCACUAUGAGGCCUGCAAGUUCAAGAUACAGAAGAGUAAAGAGGGGACUGGUAGAAUUGUCAUGUGGAACAUGGGUAUCAUGAACAGUUAUACCAUGGAGGCAACAUUCUGUGGUUCAAGUCUAGGCAAGAAGAAGGGUUAUCAUUUUACUACACGAGAUUUCGAGGAGAUGGGGUACGACUUCUGUGAUACACUUCUAGAUUACUGUGAUCCUGACACUACUAAGUGUGCUAAUGUGUUGUAUGAUCUGGAAGAACAUCUUAAGCAGGAGAUCAGAGUGAAACUACAACAGAAAGGUGUUAAUCUAGAGAAUGUUGAUCUCAAUGUGGAUGAUCUCUCUGCAUUUGAACUAGAGUCUAGUGAUGGUGGAUCAGACAGUUCAGUUUCUGACGGACCACCUGUACAUCUACAGUUCCAACCACAAAGGGAAGACAAAGGGACUGCGAUGGAGGUGUGUCUUGUAUCUAGUUUGGACAUUAGUACACAAACUAAUGUUCCCAAAAAGAAGAAGAAACUGAAAUCAAAGAAGGAGAGAGACAGAUUGAAAGAAGGAAAAGAUGCAGGCAAGAAAUCUGGGGAUAACAAAGAAAAACCCACUAUUGAGGACUCUAACCAGCGUAAGCCCCUCAGUGGUCAUCAAACGUCACAUGCUAAACAGGAAAAGCAUCUGAUACAUAAUGAUUUGAUGCAGUAUAGUGGGAAUGCUCCUGAUAGACCUUGUCAGAAGCAAAAUGCACAGGUUCGUUACAUGCAGGGGUCACCAAAACGACCCAAGUCACAUGAUGAUCGUGCAAACAGCGAGACACGUUCAGCACGUAGCGGUGCAUCGGCAACAAGGGAAAACACAGAAGAACAUCAGCUGAAGCCGCCAAGAAAGUUGUUAGAGACAGCAAAAUGUGAUGCAGAGGAUACGCAAGCCCUAGCAGUGAGCCUGAACAGUAGUAACACGCCACCUAACAUAAACACAUCGCCGAUGUCGGGGGACAAUUUCUUUCAAACAGUAGGCUUAAUGAAACAGCAAGAAAAUACAAUAAAUGCAUUUUCCAAUGAGUAUCUGGAGAACCUAACAGCUGCCUACCUGAGAAAAGGAAUUUUACAGAACCAACAGGAUCAAGCAGCAAGACGGUUACAGGGAAAAGCUCCGGCACAUUUACGAUAUUCAGGGAAUUCUGGGAAGCCUUCCGGUUUGCCGUUCAAUAUGGAGGGUUUGUGUCCACACCAUGAACAGGCCUUUGCUGCACAACUGAUGGCCCAGCAACUUCAAAAUAUGACCGGAGGAAGCCUUCUUAGGGAUCCCAAUGAGAUUGAUGCUGAAGCAUCACAUUAUACCCCAAGUAACUGGCUGCAGACAGGUAUACGAGGCCAGCCUAAGAGUAUAAGACCUUUCGAACAAAAAACUCAAGAUGAAAUCAUGACUAGAAUACUGGGAAUGCCCUCAGUUGUAGGCAACUCGUUUGUAAGGGUAUGGAAAGACUAUCUGCAGAAACAACGCGGCAUGCCGCCAAAACUCCAACGAAUUUCUCCAAUGAUCGGAGAAAACCAUACUGUUGUGUGGCGAGAAAUGAAUAUGGAGGAACUGAUGGCAUCUGGAAUGUUGAGUUCUUCAAGUGCAUCUCAGACAGAGCGCCGCUCAAGCCGUCACCACAUUCUGGAGGUGUCAGAAGCUCAAAAACGUCAAGAGUUGCUGCAACAACAACAGUUGCAGGUCAAAAGGCCAGAAAAAAGUGCUUCCAAAACUCAUGCAGAUGACAAAUUAGGUGGAUUGUCCAGUCGCCUGCGUGCCCAAAUACCAUCCGCAACAUUUGUCAACUACGACACAUUCAAGAUCUCACAGAUGAAUAUUGACAAGGACGGAAAGACGACGGAGGAUUCUGCAAAGGAUGAAGAAACUAAAGAAAAAGUACUGGACUGGUGUUUCAAGUGGCUUCCAGAGGGAUAUUUAGAGGGAGAUAUAGCGGAUGAGGCUGCUAGAAAGGAAAGUCAGGGCCACAAUAAAGGUCAUAAACACAGUGGACGCAAAAGUCGAAUGGGUAUGCAUGAUUCUGAUGAUGAGGAAACCAAGAGAGAAGGCCCUGAUUAUGUACAGGAUCCACACAGCCAUAGACCACCAAGGGUGAAGUCUGCGAAAGCCGGAGGAGAGGAAAUUAAUAGUGCAAUACAGAGUAUAAAAGAUCUACGCCAGUCACUCACAUUGUCAGCUGCCAAUACAAACCUCAGUCCUACUGCAGGGAACUACAUUAAGAAGUUACUGAAACAGGAAUUGAAACAAACUGAUGAUGACAUUGAUGAAAUCACUGCCAGACUUCAGCUUAACAUUGAUGAAAAACAGAAACAGUAUGAUGACUUGAUGCAUCAAGCUAAUUCUAAAGAAGGCUCAAACAAAGCCGAUGUUUCUUCUCAUCGAGAAGAUUCUAAAAUACGUUCAGCUCCAACAGGCUCAGCUAAAAAUCGAAGUAACAAUAAUAGAGCAGAGAAAUCAGAUCACACUGUAAGCGCACAAGUGAAAAGUAAAACGGAGAAAAAAGAUGUGCGGAAAACAGAACGUGUUGAUAAUUUAGAUAAUCUGAAAAAUUUGAAAUCAGUGACGAGUGUUAACGGAAAUGUUGCUAGUGAUAACAGCAGACUUGUUGAUGCCUAUCAUCUACCAGAUUCUACUCAACAUGGGCAUAAUAAACAAGAGGGUUUUCGAGGUGGAAAGUUAGACUCCGAAAAUGGCCUUGGAAAAUUAAGCAAACUUACAAAAGUAGAGUCCUCAAUCAAUGGUAAAUCAGAACUUCACUACAGCUCGGCAACAGAUUUGUCUCAGGCACAGCCGUAUCAGUCUAAUGGGACGACAAAUGGUUUGAAAAAGAAGACAAAUCCUGUGGCACCUCGUAGUGCCAGCAGCAGCAGUAGUAGAGAUGAAAGCGAUCCAAAAAGUUGGAGCGAAAGAUUUGAAAGAUUUAUGGAUAAAGACAAGUCUGAGCCAUCUCAAAGAGUGAAGUCCGCUAAGAACAGUCGUCAAGUCGUAGGUAAGCGCUUCUACAUACAAAAUAAGUAUCCUAAACGGCACCAACCUGCUAUGAACAUGCUGAAAAUUGAAGGCGCUACAUGCACUCCCGCUACCAUGGCACCUGUUGCCUCAUCACCCUCUCCAACCCCGCGAUCUGUCACCUCAACGCAGUUGAACCCACUUUUAGAAACAAUUCCAACAAAAAUCUCGCUAAUGAUAACACACGACCAUGACGACAGUCCUUACGCUGGUAAUCAGUUCCUGCCGCUGUCUAGGACUGUACGAGGCACGUACAACAAGUCUGCACAGGUUCAGCCGAAACGCAAAUAAAAAUACAGUUACCUACAACAUUUAAAUUAUCGUAACUGGUUUGCCAGCUCCAACUCUAAAAUUGGGUUAUACAGUCAUCUGAAUUGGAAAAUAGUGCUUGCAGGUUUGACACACUGUGAAAUGAUCGUUUAUAUUCAUGGGGAACCAGUUUUUAUGGUUGUGUCAAUCCAUGAAAUUAAAUGCCAGUGGACAAGUAAAAUUCCCAUUCAUGUGAAGUUUCAUGCGUACGAAAUUAAAUUGUUUGACAUACCAAAUGCUGCCUUACACUGUACUGUGCUAAUGUACAUUUAUUAUGCAAAAUGCAUUAUGUACUGUGAUGGAAUGAUCAAAUACUGUGAAAUCAUUAUAUUCAUUUGGGAUUCACGGUUGAAUGAACCCACUAAAUUAAAUCUCAGCAACCCACUAAAUUAAAUACUUUUUCUUUGAAAUUUAAAUGUAAAAAAUCAUUUACUAACCAAAUACAUGUUUUAGCAGAAGUCUGAAGAUUUUAAGCAACAUUACUAAAUGUUUUCACAAUAUUCAAUACCAUUGUUAAGUCCUGCCUUGGGAUGAAUUAUUUCAAAUAUUGUAGGAAAGUGUUACAUGUGUCACUGCCAUCAAGGUAUUAAUGUAAACCUUCUGACCUGUGACAAAAUCAACAUGAAGGUUAAGGACCAGUAAUGACAAUCAGCAGUUUCCAUUCCGUUCUGUAUGCUCCAUUAUACUAUUACAAUAUUUUCCAGUUGUUGUGAAAUAGCAAUCUGUUACAGUCGGGGCAACAAAAUAACAUCAUGUGAUUGGUUGGAAAUUGCCGGUUGUCAGAACAGUUCCAUAUCCUAAAGCUUUUAUUCACAUUAAAUGAAUCUGAUUCAGCCAUCGUGCCCUAGGUUUUCACCUUAAUACAUUAAAUGUAUACAGUGGAAACUCUAAACCAGAGUCUGUCAGUAGCAGACACCCCACUGAACUGAACAUGUUUUGGGCUGGAAUAAGCUAAUUAUAAAAAAAUAACCUGUCUAAACUGAAAACUCCUCAAAACUUAUCUUCUCAUUUGGUCCAUACAGUGGUCAGCUAAGAAGGUUUACACUAAAGAAAGAACCAGCAUGCAGGUUUCAUACUAAGGCAAUUAUUGUGAUAAGGAAACUGCUCAACUUAAUACAAAUGUAUUUUUUAUUAUGUUUCUAAAGAGAUUAUGUUUUGAGAGUGCAAUGCAAUAAUGGUGUAGCUAAAAAGGGUGUAUAUCUUUUUUUGCAUUGAACUCGCAAAUAUUGUUAUGUAACUGCAUUUAAAUGUUAUGGUUUAAAAAUACUUGUAAAUUUAUCUUGUGCCUUAUUAGUUUUAGGAAAUAACAGUGAAUAUGUCAUUCAUAAGCCAUAUAUUUUUAUAAUAAUAUUAUAUACUUCAUAAUCUGUGAUUUUCGUUGUUUCUUUGUUUGUUUAUAUUUUCAUAUUUAACAAUACUUUCAUGAUACACAUGCCAGUAUUGAACAUAUAAUUGAGCCGCGCCAUGGGAAAACCAACAAAGUGGGUAUGCGACCAGCAUGGAUCCAGACCAGCCUGCGCAUCCGCUGUUCGCUAAGAGUUUCUCCAAUUCCAAUAGGCUUUAAAAGCGAACAGCAUGGAGCCUGACCAGACUGCGCGGAUGCGCAGGCUGGUCUGGAUCCAUGCUGGUCGCAAACCCACUAUGUUGGUUUUCUCAUGGCACAGCUCAUAUGAUUACAUUCUGUCUUAUUCUGUGCCAAUAUUUUAUUAAUUCUUAUACAGCUCUGGGUGGCAAACCUGUCUCGGAACUCCAGUCUCUGAUUGGUUGUUUCUGAACACAGUUUUGAAAUUGACCAAUGGCUAAGCAGAUAUGUUAUCUUGGAUCUAUGUCUUGUAUUAAAUAAUGUUUGAAAGAAAUCAGCUUCUUUUUAAAAUAUUUUAAAAUACAUUUUACAAGUAACCAGUUAUUUUUUUGUACAUUUUAGUUUGUUUUAAAUUAGUAAGACUUGCAUAAUACCAGUUUAAUUUAAAGGUUGUUCAUAAAAUUCAGUCUGAAAUUCUGAGUUUGGGAAAAUUUUAUAACAAGACCUUAGAUUAUUUAUGUAAAGAAUUAUUUUAUGUUGUUCUUAGUUAUACACUUAAUUGUUUAUAAAUUAGAAUCUCUUAAGUGGUAAUAAUUCCUGCCUUAAUUUCUGUCUUUUAUUCACUGGCAACAUAAAUCCGCUAUCGUAUAUUUAGCAUAGAUGAUAGAAUUCUCAAUCGCUCAUAAACGAGUUUAAAUAUCUAUUGAUUUUUUACAUCAUUUUUUUUACUUUUAAAAAGUGCAUAUUUCCAUGUGUGUUUCCAAUAUAUUUAAUGACUUUGGGUAAUUUUAUCGUUUUGUAAUCCAGCCAUGUUGUUUAGUUAUGUACAUCAAAUUUUGCUACCUGUACUAACGUGUUACACUUAUAUGCGUUUUUUUACCUUGUAAAGAAACAAACUGCAAAAAGUAAAUACACAAACUGCAAAAAGGCAUUCAGACCAACAAACACCAAUUUUUCAAGCAGGUAUUUUUCUACUCUUACGAAAACUUAAAAUGAAAGGUUGGCCAGAUAGGACUUCGGCAAAGCAGUUAAAUGUUUUUUUCACACAGUGAAACUUUGGACUUAUAUUUGCAAAAAUCCAAGAAAAAUUACAAAACAUCAUUUACAAUCUGUCCAUUUUCAUGAAAUUGUUCAGGUGCAUAGCUAAGCUUGAAAUGAUAUUGAAGUCCACUGAAGAUGGUGAUUCCAGAUGUAUGCCCAGUCUCCAAUAUCUUAUGCUCUUCAUAUGAUUUCCUGCCUUUUGGCAACAUUUAUAGUAGACCUUCAUUAAAUAUUUGAAACAAAUUAAUUUUUCAAACAGUAUGAACAAAAAACUUGUCUAGUCAGAUACAGGUUACUGACUGGGUCUACGUCUUGCUACUCAUCUACAGCUUUUCUGUUUUACCUGUGGUCUGCUGUGAUAUACAUAUAUAAUGUCAUCAGAUAGACAGACGUAAACUUUCUUGCUUUGUUGUUUCAUUUGUAAUAAAUAUUGUUAACAUUUUGUUGUGUACAGUCAAAUAUAUUUAUCACAUAAUAAUAUUGACUAGAAAAUAAACCAAUUAAAAUAUAAUUAUUG